Eruca vesicaria subsp. sativa (arugula) is the source of this 1789-nucleotide messenger RNA. NCBI's taxonomy places the organism in Eukaryota, Viridiplantae, Streptophyta, Magnoliopsida, Brassicales, Brassicaceae. The record is from the annotation of a GenBank genome assembly.
GAGAGAGAGUAAUGAAUGCUUCUCUCUUCUCCCACAACAGACUGUGUUCAUUGCCUCGUGGGGUCUCUCUCUCUCUCUCUGUGAAGACGAAGACAGCUGUUUCUGAGUUUACUUCUUUGUUUGUGUCUAUCUUCUCCACCAAAUUUUGUGUGUCGAAAUUGCAGAGAAACAACGACUUUAUCUUCUCUUUUUCUCUACCAAGAUUGUAAUUUUCUCGGACUUUCAGUAGUGUGAAAAAGACAAGAGAAUCUCAAAACAAAGUCCACAGUUGUCCAAAUUCCAAAGCUUUGAAAGAGACCAUGAACACUCCAUAACCUCUCUUUCUCUCUCUCUGUCUUUUGGGCUCUAGGAAGGGAGAAAAUGACGCAAAGGGCUCUAGGUUUCAUCGUGGUUCUUGAGUUCAUGUUUCUGCUAUCUCUAUGUUCAUCAGAGGAGCUCUUACCUGAGAUAUCACCAGAUACUUCUCCUCAACCAUUUCUUCCUUUCAUUGCACCUUCCCCAAUGGUUCCAUACAUCAACACCACCAUUCCCAAACUAUCUGGACUCUGCUCGCUUAAUUUCACUGCUUCUGAGGGUUUGAUUCAGACAACUUCACACAACUGUUGGACUGUCUUUGCUCCUCUAUUAGCCAAUGUCAUGUGUUGUCCUCAGCUGGCUGCUACUCUCACCAUCAUCCUCGGGAAAGCUAGCAAAGAAACUGGUCUGCUUGCCCUUAACAGAACUCAGUCUAAGCACUGUCUUUUGGAUUUAGAGCAUAUCUUGGUAGGUAAAGGCGCUUCUAGUCAGCUUAGGAGUAUAUGUUCACUUUACUCGUCGAAUCUCACUGCUUCCUCUUGCCCUGUGAUCAAUGUUGAUGAGUUUGAAAGUGCUGUUGAUACAUCAAAGCUUCUUUUGGCUUGUGAAAAAGUCGAGCCUGUGAAGGAGUGUUGUGAACAGGUUUGCCAAAACGCGAUACUGGAUGCAGCUACUAAUAUAACUCUUAAAGCAUCAGAGGCUUUGACUGAUAACUCGGAUAGGAUCAAUGCUUGCAAGAACAUAGUGCACCGCUGGUUAGCUACUAAGCUUGAACCUUCUAAAGCUAAAGAAACUCUCAGAGGAUUAGCAAACUGCAAGAUCAAUAGAGUUUGCCCUCUUGUCUUUCCGGACAUGAGACACAUCAGUGGCAACUGCAGCAAAGAGGUUAGUAACCAAACGGGUUGUUGCCUUGCAAUGGAGAGUUACGUGUCUCAUUUGCAAAAGCAAACACUUAUAACUAAUGUGCAAGCUUUGGAUUGCGCGACCUCCCUCGGGACAAAGCUACAGAAGCUAAACAUCACUAAGAAUGUCUUCAGCGUUUGUCAUAUAAGUCUCAAAGACUUCUCUCUUCAAGUUGGAAGCCAAGAAUCAGGUUGUCUAUUACCAAGCUUACCAUCCGAUGCUAUAUUCGAUCAAGACACGGGAAUAAGCUUCACUUGUGAUCUCAAUGACAACAUUCCAGCGCCAUGGCCUUCUUCUUCUUCUUCUUCUCAAUCCUCAGCAUCUACUUGUAAAACAUCUGUUAGACUCCCAGCGCUUCCUGCUGCGGCCUCCUGGCAACCUAGUCUCUACAAUGAAGGAGUGACACGUUUGGUGAUUUUUAUGUUGUCUGUGGUUCUUGUGAUGCAACUAGGGCUGGGCAUUUUAUCCGUUAUAUUUGAUUCGAUCCGUUAUUCGUUUCGAUUCGAUCUGAAAAUUCCGGAUAUCCGUAAACUUUCGAAUCAAAGCAAAUACUAAAAUUCAAUAUCCGUUAAAAUCGAAGCAAAUCACAAAU